This is a messenger RNA of Durusdinium trenchii, 1176 nucleotides long. Lineage: Eukaryota; Dinophyceae; Suessiales; Symbiodiniaceae. The record is from the annotation of a GenBank genome assembly.
AUGAAACAUGGGCAACCAGGAGACAGACAUGAUCAAUCCCAUUCAGGUCGAGGUGCCACGAUGAGCCAUCGCGCCACGAUCGGUGAUCGUGCUGACCCCGCAAUGGUCCGGCUGCUUGGGGCACUGCCAAGGCCGCCAACACGCGAGGGAAAGACCACUGGCACAUUCAAGGCGAACUCUGCAGGCGCACCGAGCGCAACAAAACCCACGGCCAGACCUGCGGGCUCCCCAGUCCUUGCCCCUCCGACCAUUCGGGGCGGCAGAGAAGACGACACUCCAGCUGUGCUGCCCGAAGGGGCUCAGCAAGCUCAGCAGGUCCUUUCAGCGGCAGAGAAGAAGAUACUUGCCAUGUUUCCAGAGGGUUUGCCGAUGGUGGACCCCAACAGGCCUAUGGAGUCACGACUUCACCUGGAGGCGCUGAAGGCUUCACACGUUGGAGCUCGGCCUCCGGCCACGGUGCACCACACUCCGACCCCGCUGGCGAAAGCUGAGAGCACCUCGCGUGGUGCCGCGCCGCGGCAGAAGCGGAGAGGGACGACCAGCGACACUGGUGAUGGUCUUCCCAAGACCAAGACCACGAGCGGGGCAAGUUUCCAGAAGCUGGAGAGUGCAUUGGGGCGCAAGGCGGCCACCUUCCUCUCCGCGGGCAGCGACCCACGGAAGGACCUGGUGCGGCAGCAGAGCUCGCGCUUCCAAAGCGCAGUGGAGGAGGAACGCGCAGCGAAGCGGAUGCGACGGCUGUGCGAACUGGAGCAACUGGACUUUGCACAGGAGCAGAUGGAGGAGUUAAAGAGCAUGAAGGUGAAAGCGUUCCGCUGCAAGAGCUGCUACAUCACCUUCGACCAAGGCUCCCGGCAGCGUCUGUGGUGCCAGGAACAAGGUCACGAGUUGAUCUCCGUGGAGGCCACCAAGACCCGUUGGGAGUGCCGCAGCUGCCGGGCCAGCGAGGAGGUCUUGGGCCGGCAGCUCCCCAAAGGUUGCGCACGCUGUGGCGCAGAUACCUGGAAGCAGGUGUCGUUGCGGAAGUUGCGCCGGCGCGCACCCAUGGAGCGAGAGCUGUUGCUGCCGCGAGGGGAGGAGCUUCCGUUCCUGAACUCCAUCCACAUCCCAGAGUUGCAGGGAGCACGGGCCUGGAAGCCCUCGAAAGAGGCCGCAGAUGAUUACGAGGGUCUAUGA